Molecule: messenger RNA, 2646 nt
Organism: Oncorhynchus gorbuscha (pink salmon)
Lineage: Eukaryota; Metazoa; Chordata; Actinopteri; Salmoniformes; Salmonidae
Product: beta-1,4-galactosyltransferase 1-like
Exons: 7
Coding region: 888-1670 (260 amino acids)
Biological process (GO): protein N-linked glycosylation; carbohydrate metabolic process
Molecular function (GO): cytoskeletal protein binding; beta-N-acetylglucosaminylglycopeptide beta-1,4-galactosyltransferase activity
Source: RefSeq, a predicted model, not a curated record
UCAAACAAAUCUCAACCUAUGGACUUGCAAAUUAAUAAAGACUUCGUAAUGAGUAUAUUUUGGGCAUUUUACUGAAUAGUUUGCUAGUGUAGUUCCCUAGUAGACUAGGAUUUCCUCGUCGUGACUUUUAUUAUUGAGGAAGCUACAGGUUCACGAGCUGUCAUAUUACUGCCAUAAAGUGUAGUACAGAGUGAAUUCAACUCUCGGGAGCCUACGUCAAACUGAUGGUCACGGCCAGCAUGCCACCACCACAUAGCAGAGGAAAAGAUGAUCUUACCGUGUUUUAUUUUUAAAAUCUUUAAACUAUACUGAGUUUUGCAACAAAUAAAUAGAGUAUUUGUAAAUUGCUUUUUUUUAAUACCAUCGGUUUACGUAAACGGUUGUGUGUUUUGGUUCGGCAUAUGACAACCGCAGUAUGCUCGACUCAUCUCUCAACUCUAGGCUGCGGAGGAAAGGCUGCACCUUGGUUGUAGUUUUAGGUGUUAUUAAUCUCUUAGUGGCUUUAUUUUAUUUCAUGGGUUACUCGAAUGGGUUCUCACCAAACCAACAUAUACAGACACAAACGCGAAUUGAAACUGAUUUUAUUACCGUGACACUUCCACCGGAAGAUAUUGGACAUCACGACCUUAAUAACAGCUUUGUAACAUUGCAAACUCCGAAGCUUCACGAUAUACAUUUACCCAAUACAACUACUACAACAACUAAUAACACUACUACUACUACUACUACUACUACUACUACAACUUCGUGGAAAAAGUUAGAAAAAUGUCCUGAUCCGUCUCCACAUCUUGUUGGGCCUCUCAGGGUUGAGUUCUCUACGCCUGUCAGCUUGGAUACAGUGAGGAAGGAGAACCCAGGCCUGCAGGAAGGAGGUCGCUACAAACCACAUGACUGUGUCGCCCUCCAAAAGGUUGCUCUCAUCAUCCCCUUCCGCCUUCGUGACGAGCACCUCAAGUUCUGGCUCUACUACCUCCAUCCCAUCCUUCAGCGCCAACAGCUGGACUAUGGCGUCUACGUCAUCAAUCAGCACUGCAUGUCUGCAACCAAUCACAUCUCAGCUAAAGUAUGGUUGGGUUCUUCCAAUGCUCGGUGGCUUUCUUCUCUUUCUGCUUUCUUCUUUUGAGGAUGGAGACAACACGUUCAACAGGGCCAAGCUGAUGAACAUUGGCUAUGCUGAGGCCCUGAAGGAGUAUGACUACGACUGCUUUGUGUUCAGUGACGUGGACCUCAUCCCCAUGGAUGACCGCAACACCUACAAAUGCUUCCGCCAGCCCAGACACCUGUCCGUCUCCAUGGACAAGUUUGGCUUCAAGUUGCCCUAUAACCAGUACUUUGGCGGUGUCUCAGCGUUAAGUAAGGAGCAGUUCCUGGAAAUCAACGGCUUUCCCAACAACUACUGGGGCUGGGGUGGUGAAGAUGAUGACAUUUUCAACAGGGUGAGCUCUAGAGGAAUGUCCAUCUCUCGUCCAGAUAGCGAGGUUGGAAAAUGCCGGAUGAUCCGUCACGAAAGAGACAAACAGAACGACCCAAAUCCUCAGAGGUUUGACAGAAUACAACGCACAAGACUGACAAUGAAUACCGAUGGUAUAAACUCUCUCAAGUACGAAGUCGUCAAAGUGGAAAAGGAUCCUCUGUUCACGAAAAUCACAGUAGAUGUGGGGAAACCUUAGUGAAAGUGGAUAAAUGUGAGGAGUUAUUUUGCACAACACUUAUCACACGGUGGUGGGCAGAGAAAGCACGGCGGAACCAUGGAAUACAAUACCGAGAAUACUCUGAAUUCUCCGGGAACACGGGCAUAAAUUGUGGAAACAAAUGGACAGCACUUGGAUGAAUGGGAUGGCACAACAAGACCUCAUAAAUAUCAGAGUGGAUCAAAAUGUUUGGUCAACGUGUUUGACUUCUAAUGGCAGUACAAAGGGGGGCGUGGGACGAAUAAGUUAUUUUGUACAUCAUUUGUAAUGAGUUGCCUUUGUGUAAUUCAGUAAGGGACAACUGCUUGAUUUAAAUGCGUAUAUCAGUUUAAUAAAUAUGUAUAUAGUUAAUACAAAUUUGAUACAUUUGUUUCUUCUUGCAUUUUUGGCAGAGAUAUUUGAGAUGAUUAUGGUUUAAUAUAUUUUGCAGAAAUGUUUCCCAUGUUUGAAACUGUGUGAAAGGUCUUAAUCCCGAUCUACAGCAACUGUUGGUUUGGUUACUUAUACAUGUUUCCCAAAACAUCAGUUGAUACACACUUGUUUGCUGUAUUCUGUCCAUUCACUACCUGUGACAUGAUCACUUCCAUGCUUCUUUACAUUCAAAACCUAUUCAGUACCUGUUACAUGAACGAUCACUUCCUUGCUUCUUUACAUUCAAAACCUAUUCAGUACCUGUUACAUGAAUGAUCACUUCCUUGUUUAUGCCCUGAGGAUACAAAUCAGCCAGGAACAAACAUACGACCUACCAUCUCGCUGGUGUAGUACGUAGGUAUGGUCAGUCUCAGUCCCCACCCACUUGGCUUAUCUUAAAUGUGUGGAAAUACAGGUGUGGUGGACCCAACCUGUCACUGUGUUUCAUGUGACUGAAAGUAAAAGCCUAAUGUCUGGUGUUCAGCCAUUGGAAUAGAACAGGGAGAAGUUAUUAAAUAAAAUAAAACGUUUUACAUUUGAAUUA